This is a messenger RNA of Drosophila eugracilis, 2823 nucleotides long. RefSeq names its product small RNA degrading nuclease 5 (gene Rexo5). The transcript has 4 exons. Gene Ontology annotation, molecular function: nucleic acid binding; exonuclease activity. The record is from RefSeq and is a predicted model, not a curated record. The coding region runs from base 409 to 2568 and encodes 719 amino acids. Gene Ontology annotation, cellular component: nucleus. Lineage: Eukaryota; Metazoa; Arthropoda; Insecta; Diptera; Drosophilidae.
UGUUUCCAAAUCAGUUUUAUACAAAUUUCGUACAACGCACUCAAAAUAAAAAUAUUUUUCUUCGAGACUUUAAGGUUCCACAAAAAAAGGAUUUGACCAUUAACGUCAAUCACCGAAAAAAUUAUUCUAAAAAAAAAUCAUAAACGGUAUUAAAACAAAAAAAAACACAUGCAUAAUCAUUAGAAAAUUGUGAAAAAAUCUUUUAUCAAAAUUUUACUAUAAGACAUAAUAACUCAGUCAAUAAAAAUUGAUGCGCAAGCAAAGAACGUUUUUGCCCUGUCGAUCUAACCCUCCAUUAGAGGAAAUAACGGACAGUAAAGGAUUGACCAGUUUGCUAAGCCACCGAUCUUACUACGGUAUGUGCAAGGCGGUCCUAUAUUUACUGUCCUUCAACACAAGAUAACCAAUAUGAUGUGGACCCGAACGAGACUUGCCCUGCGCAGCAUUGCUAGAUCGCAAAGCUUAAACGGUAAGCGCACCAGGAUGAAGGAACAGCUGUCAGCGAAACAGCACGAGCGCAACGAGAAGAAAAAGAAGAAGCUGGCUGCGUUGGCAAAUCUGAUGGAGUUGAACGAUCGCGAUCGAUUGCACGAGGCAGAGUUGGCCAAAAAGCGGGAUGCGAUGGAGGCCGAGAUUGAAGAACAGUCGCCAGCGAAGGCUAAGGCAAAGGACGAGGAUGAUGGUUUUAUAACAGUGGGCAGCAAGCGGAAAGCCCGAAAUCGCCUAACAAUCCGCAGUAAUCCCGAGCAAGAAGCGGAAUCUGUAGAAGAACCUCAGACGUCUGCCAUAGAACACACCGACACAGAUGAGCCGGUGGCCAAAAAAAGUCGCAACCACGAAGCUGGUGGUGAUAGCCUGCCUCAGGAAAUAUGCUCCCUUUCCGAGCAGCAGUAUAAACAGCUGUCGGCGGAAUUGAGGCGCCGCAAGCGCCAGAUCGAGGAUGUUCCUGCUCUGAGACUACGUGAGAUGGGCCAACGCGCCUCCCUCGCCACGCCUCAAAAUGCUCGCACACCCCUUUUCCUUACCGACAUCCAAAACCUGCUGAUGUCUGCCCUCAUUGGCCAGAAAAGUCCCUGCCGACCGGAUCGUUGGUGCAGUGUGGAGAAGUGGCUUAACUUGUCGCACAGUGUUGUGGUCAUACUAGAGGGCCUAUCCCUAUACCAUUACCUGUCUAAUGAAAGCCAGUUCGAGGCCACCAACAAAAUAUUCAACACCAAGCUGGAGAUGCUUCUUCCGCCUCGUAACGAGGGUCAGAUCAUAGACGAGAUAGCUAAGAUUCCUUUGACAAAUGUGCAGGCUCGCAAGCUGAUUGACGAACACGGAUCAUUAGAGUCAGCUGUGGAGCUGAACAAAGAUCCCACAUUGUUCGUAAAGACGAUCUUCCCUAUAGAAAGGAAAGCGACAGUGCCAGAUGACCUGCAUAAGGAUGAUAAGUUCCCCCGCACCAAGCUCCUGUUAUCUGCCCUGCAAAUGGUCGAUGAAGGCUAUCCCAUUCCUUUGCAAGGCGAGCUGCACAGUCGCUUCCAGAAGUUCAGGUUCACCAAGGACUCGUAUGCUCCGGUGACCAAUCGUAGUCCUAUGUACGGCGUGGAUUGUGAAAUGUGUCAAACAGAAGCCGGUGUUAACGAAUUGACCCGAAUUUCGAUAGUCAACGAAAGGUACCAGACAGUGUACGAAACGCUGGUGAUGCCUAGAAACCGGAUCACCGAUUAUCUAACCCAGUACUCUGGCAUCACUGAAGAAAUCAUGAAAAAGGUGACCAAGACACUGAAGGAUGUGCAGGAUGAGGUUUCGGAACUGCUGCCGCCGGAUGCUAUUCUAGUGGGGCAGUCCUUGAACUCCGAUCUUAACGCCAUGCAAAUGAUGCAUCCCUAUGUGAUUGACACCAGCGUUUGCUUUAACAUUUCCGGAGUGCGACGGCGCAAGAGCAAACUGAAGCACCUGGCCAUGACCUUCCUGAAAGAAAUUAUCCAGGAAAAUGACGAAGGUCACGAUUCCAUAGAGGAUUCGCGAGCUACGCUAAAACUUGUCAAGAUGAAGCUGGCUAACAGCAUCGAAUUUGGUGAUGAGAUUCUUACGCAGCAAAAACGAUUGCAGGAGUUGGCAAACGCCUCCAGCGGUGACAAUAUCAGCAAUAACCUAUUUGCCCAUGCAGCCAAAAGGGACAAGCGAACGGCCAUCGUCACGGUUGGCGAUCUGCAGCCCCAUCUUAAGGAUAUCAUAGAAAAGGCAGGAGAGGCAGCUCCCAAGGAUCACAGCUUGGCAGUGCGGGUGCACGAGGUCUCCUCCUCAAAAGAAGCCGUUCGCAAGGUCAAUGAAAUUGCCUUGGAAAAUGCCCUGACAAUUGCGAAUCUUCAAGUUGCAGAGCAGGACUUUGUGUUGGAGAGUGCAGAACGGAGUGUUGCCAAACUGGACAAAACCAUCGAUCGCCUGUGGAAUUCGGUGGCACACAAUGGCCUUUUCCUAGUGCUAAUGGGCGGAUCCUCGGAGUGCACUAAUGGUGUGGCCAAGAUAGCCAUUAAGCGGCUUAACGGAACUGAACAGAUUAGUGUGCCUAUCGGAAGUUAGAAAACAAAUGAGAAUACAUCUCCUGUUAUUCACCUUAAUCUAUAUCCAUGUGCCCCUAGGUAAUAAACCCAAGGGGGGCCAGUCGGAAACUUAAAGCAGAAUCAAAUUUGCCGUAUCAUCCCCAAGACAUGACCAACAUUUGUUUCACCUCACACCUCGAAAAUGCACUACAUACAAAGAUGUAUCAAUGGAAAAUUUUCAAAUCGAAAAAAGUCUUCAAAAACAAAUAAAAUGUACAUUUAUUUUUUCACAAAA